This is a messenger RNA of Trichomonas vaginalis G3, 495 nucleotides long. RefSeq lists its product as uncharacterized. Bases 1 to 495 code for a protein of 164 amino acids. The record is from RefSeq and is a predicted model, not a curated record. NCBI's taxonomy places the organism in Eukaryota, Parabasalia, Trichomonadida, Trichomonadidae. The transcript has a single exon.
AUGGGCUGCAAGUUAACUGAUUUCUUCAAGAAAUCAUCAGGAGGAACGAAAGUUGUCGCCAUUAUUGCUUUUAUUGCAACAAUUGGUGGACUUAUAGGCAUUGACAUUUUCUACAUUCAUUGGGGAAACAAAUUAAACGACCAGCUAGAUUUAUUUAGAACAGACACAUUCAAAAAACUUUUUAGUAUGGUUAUUGCAGCAGUAUUCUUCGUUAAUUUUGGACUUAUUGCAUGGUUUGUUUGGUUCAUUUUUUGGAAUUUCGAAUGCUGUGGGUGCAUUGGAAGUAUCAUUUCUUGGGUUGGACUAAUGAGCUGCUGCCUUGUAAGCGCAUUAAUGAUUACCAUUGAAAUCAAUAUUAAUUCUAAAAAGGGAUUCUGUCGUUAUGCAGCUCUUUCACAGGAUUAUUGCGAAAAAACAUUUCCAGUGAAUGUUGGUUUAACAUGCGUUCUCAUAUUAGGUAUUAUUUUAGAUAUCAUUUUACCUUGUCUUAAAUAA